UGUUGCACACAGGCUUCCAUAAGACCUAACUUUAGACCAAUUAUCACGAUUUACUCAAUCGUAUCAUAGUCGCCUACAGCAGUGAUUGGCGGAUCUCUCAUCUGCUGCACAAAUCAUCGACCAUGUCGCAACCAUUUACCAGAUCUUACGCAGACAUGGCGCGUAGCCUCGAGGGUCGCCCAUCUGCGGAAAACACCACGGGUACUCUUGCUUUCAGCGUGAAUCGGAAGAACAGCGGCACCUCAAAUGAAGGUGCUCAUCGCGGGUCUAUUGGUUUCGAGGAGCCUAUCCGGGAUCAUUCUGCCGAUUUGGCAAGACCGCGCAAUGCAUCACCACAGCCUUCUUUCAGGCGGCCUUCCAUUGCACAGGUACUCGGCAGAAGAAUCUCCAGGUCAUCUCAGGCCUCUGGCUCCACACCGGAUCCAUCGUCUUCAUUUAACUUAGCAGCUGUACAAGAGCACGAGGAUGGCAUUCCAAGAACUUCGAGGAAAAAGAGAAGAUCCAGACCCAAGAACCGCCGCAGAAGAUCGUCAAAAACACGAGACCAUGGAGAUUUCCACGCCUAUCAUGCACAGGCACACCCUGUCAAAACCCCGAAUGCUCCAGACGAAACGGCUCUGCAAGUUGCCAUUAAGGAUGGCGAUGUCAAUCGUGUAGAGCAACUCUUGUCGGACGACCCGACUAUCGAUGAUACAUCCAGCAAUCCUCUUCAUACUGCAACAUUAGAAGGGAGUGAAGAAAUUGUCAACUUGCUGUUGGAGUCGGGUAAUUUUGACGUUGAUGCUCGAGAUUCCAGGGACAGAACAGCUGUAUAUUGUGCCGCUUCAAGAGGCCACGACUCCAUCGUGAGGAUCUUGCUCAACAAUGAAGCAAAACCGUUGUCGCCUGACGAAGAGAGGAUCGCGAAAUUAGAACUAGGAAGAUGGCAUCUAUACGAUCGCGAGGCCCAGAUUAAUCAUCACGAGAACACAACUUCUCAACGGGUUCAGACUUUCGCAGGUGCCGAAAUGACAUCAGAGCCUGAGGAGAACACAGGUGAGGAUAUAAAGCCGACUCAAUCAUCCUCUCCGGUUCCUAGCAGAGAUGCGUUGAAAGAUGUCGAUCACCUUUUCAGGUUGAUUGUUGGAAGUGCCGAGACUAUCAAAGAGAAGGUGGAGGAAACGAAUGAUGAACGACGGGCCGCCCAGCAGAGAGGAGAAUGGGUUCCAGGCCCCUUACAAAAUCUACUUGCAAAUCUACCUCUUCCAAACCCUCAAAAGGAAAUUGGAACUCAGCAGAAACAUGUCCGAUUCCCGGGAUUUGGCUUCGAGAUUCCAGUCGUUGAAUUCGAUUUCCGUCCCAAUGGUGGCCAUCGGAUCGUCUCGCCCUCGCCAUCCCUCGACGAACUUUUGUACGGUUCUCAGGGGGUUGCCUCCAUUGCGAAAGGUUCCGGUGCCGCCUCUUUAGCAACUUGUAGAUGGUAUCACAUUCCAGCUAAUCAUCUUGGAUGGGCUGAGGAUUUGAUUCGCAGAAUCUACGAACGGCGCAGUCCAGAUGAACAGAGAAAGCGAGAUUUGAUUCUUUCUCGAGAGCCCUUCAAGAUUGUUCAUCAAGACCACACACAUCCAGUUUCGUUGGAACCUCGCCCGCAGUCUCGUGCGCUAAGAGCAUUCUGUCGAAACAUGACACUGGAUAGAGAUGGAACCCAAAGGUUGUCAAGUGCAUUGGCUUUACACAUACCUUUCGUCCAUUGGGAAACGGAAGAGAAUAGGGCUGAGAUGAAUUAUGUAAUGGAGACAGUUCGGCUGGGCCGAAAAAACGAUCUCGAUAACCUCGACAGCCCCGAGCAGUCACACAGAAGCAUCCCGGACUUGAAGGCCAUACAGGAGAACCCAAAUUGGAGCAAGAACGAAAAGAUGCUAUGUGCUUACCUCUACAAUCAACCGCCGGUCCAUCCUCGACGCACGCUUGAUCAAUUCUAUUAUCACAUGCUUGAGGAUACCAAGGAGCGCGAUCAAGACCAGGUCAUAACCAGAUAUUAUCAUAACGUCUGGAAGCGCAAUCAUCAGGCACCAGUUGAUGAGGAGGAGUACGACUUCGCCAUGCCCGCCGCCGAAGAACACGAUUACUCUUUUCAUCUCGACAAUAUCAGGGAUGACGGACCAGCUUUUGAACAUCGAGAUGCCUCCCUUGAAAGUCAUGAUACCGGAGAUUGCCUAUCACCAAUGGCAAUCCAAUCUGGACUCUCAAGGCUGCCUAGCAACACGCCAAGCAGUGAGAACAAAGAACCGCGAUUCGUUAUGAUGGUGGAUCAAUUGUGGCUUUGGAUCUUGGAUGACAAUACUAUUAUAACAAGCUUUCCCCAGAAUUGGAGUCGUGAUGACGAAAAGGCGAUCAGCGAAGAGGACUCAAGAGACGUCUUGAACAGCAUUCAUAAAUACUUGACCUUCGUCAACAGACCUCCGCUAGAGUCAGUGUAUGAUCUUGCGCAGCUGAUCGUGUACAAAUGUCUCGAGACAUUUUGCAAACGACGCACCCCAUACGGAGUGAUGCAGAUUCUUGAUGUGUAUGAAAGUGCCAUUGCUUCAGUGACCGAUAGAGAGACGAAAGUUUUCAACAAAUUCGCUGCAGAGUCGAAGAAGAAGCGCUCGACACACCAGGAUCCUGAAGCACCGAACGAUUCGCAGGCAUUAUACAGCAUUGAUGAAGAGAUUGAACUCUUGAAAGAGGUCAAAGACAUCCAAGACGAACUUCAUAUCCUUUUGGUGCUUCUCGAAACGCAGAGAACUGUACUUGAACAAGCUGCUCAAGCAAUGGCUAAACCGAGCGAGUUCCAAGAUUUCACGCCAAAAUCCCCACGAAGCCAUGCUGGAACAACAGGGUCGAGUAAACCAGGCCAAGAGGCACCAUACAGUUCGUCGUUUCAUUUUGGAAAGUUGCAUCAAAUGGUGGAUGAUCAGGAGAAACGACGUAAAACUCUUCAAGUUCAGGCCGAGCACGCCAACAAAGCACUCACUCACCUCCUGGACUUAAAGCAGAAGCAAGCAAACGUUUCUGAAGCCAGAUCGGCACGCUGGACCGCAGAAUCUACCAAACAACAGGGGAAUAUCAUGGUUUUGUUCACCCUCGUGACAAUCAUCUUCGCUCCUCUCUCCCUUAUCGCCACAAUCUUCAGCCUCAGAAUCGUAGAGUUUCCCUCAGACUUGCACUUGAAGUUCGUCUUCGAAUACAUGUUUGGCAUCUCCAUAGCAAUCAUCUUCCCAAUGGUGCUCCUGGUCAUCUACACAACCCGUCUCUCGAUCACCAAAGUCAUCGUCCGACUUGAGAAGCGCAUCGUCAACUGGAAAUGGUUCCACAAGAUUCGCUGGGAGAGGCAGAAGAAAGAUAUGAAGAAGCGUUGGGAGGAGAACGACGGCGAUUAUGCGAGUAGUAGUGGGGUUGCGGAGGAGAAGGAGCAGGCGAAGAAGAGAGUCCCGUUUUGGAGGAGGCAGGUGGUGAAAGAGACGGUAAUUGUUGAUGCGGAGAAAGGAGUGAACGGCAAGUCUGGAGGUUGAUCUUCUUGGUUUUAUUUCACGUGUUUGUUUCAAUAUACACAGUCGGUUGAAGUCGAGACUCCGGUUCAGUUACGGAAUGAUUGAAGUUUGCGAAGAGUGUUUCUUUUACCUCAAGGACUUUCUGUUGCGUUAACUUCUCCUUGCUGUCUUUCGAGAUCCUCGAGUUUAUUUUCAACGCAAUUCCAAUACUCA
Messenger RNA from Hyaloscypha bicolor E, 3725 nucleotides. RefSeq lists its product as uncharacterized. Gene Ontology annotation, molecular function: protein binding; metal ion transmembrane transporter activity. Lineage: Eukaryota; Fungi; Ascomycota; Leotiomycetes; Helotiales; Hyaloscyphaceae. The coding region runs from base 123 to 3533 and encodes 1136 amino acids. Gene Ontology annotation, cellular component: membrane. The record is from RefSeq and is a predicted model, not a curated record. Gene Ontology annotation, biological process: metal ion transport; transmembrane transport. The transcript is spliced from 8 exons.